UAUGAAAUACCUCAUAAUGCGCCGACCAUGAAUGUUCGUAUUUAAUCAAAAGUUGAAUUAUCUGCAAUACGCUAGAAGAUUCGACAGGCGUUAAUUUAAUUGACAUUAGAUCUUCACUCUGGGACAUCAACAUUCGGAUUGCAGAUUUAACAAUUUCGUGAAUUUUAUUUCAUUGGGCAUUAACUGUGCCUCACAAAACAGGGAUAUAAAUGUAUAUUUUAUAACGUCAACCAACAAGUUUAUUAUGUCGGACAAAGACCACCAGUUCGACUGCGCACACGUGAGGAAAUUUCAGUGAAAUAAAACGGUACGAUCUCGCAUUUGGUUGACAACGGGACUUGGAUUAAGUUGAUAUUAAACUCCACUAACCGGAACAAAAAAAAACAGCGUUAAAAUGUCAACAACUUUAAUGUGCAAGCACGUGCUUUUAUUUGAUCGCUUGAUUAUUAAUGGGAAUUUGAAAAUAAAUUACUGAGUUAUUAAAGACGCCAUCGUCGCAUUUGCGAUGAAAUCUGUACGGUUGCUUGGAAACGGAAGGACGCAAAAACGCACCUGUCUGCUACACAACGUUGAAAUAAUCAUCAGUUGUUACGUCAUAUGUGGCGCACUGCUCGUGCGUCACGUGUACGGCCAGUGCUCGGAGGCGCACCGCCAAAUGUGCUCCUACCCAUACCUUCAGUUACAGGCGCUCGCGUCCCAGGUGACGUCCGGUGUAGCAGGCACCGCUGGCGGCAUCAACCGACUGCUCCCAGAUUACAACGAGUCGAUGAUGAGGGAUGUCUGUAGACUGUACUCGGAGUUCCGGAACUGUUCCCAGCCGUUUAUGACGUCAUGCAACAACCACACACUUAAUGAGAUUCACAUGUAUGACGUCACACUGGGAUUUAUAUGCGGUGAUAUACUUACAGACUACCUACGCAACCGAGCCUGUUACCAGCGUCUGCAGACGUCAUAUAAUGCCUGUAAGCAGAAACACGCUAAAAAGUUCCAGGAGAUCGACGUCAGUGAUGCGUCGACGUCGCACACGCUCUGCAGCGCCUCCAAAGAUUAUGUGCUAUGUGUGUACUCAUCUACCGCCCUAGGAUGCUCCAUGGCGGCAGCAGAUGUAUACUUCCGGUUGCUCAAUCACUCCAUAACCGAGGUAUUCCGAUUGAACAACGUCCGGUGCCAAAUUUCCCACCCCAUGGACGUCAUAUCAAUAUAUACGUCAACGCAGACAACGUCGGGACGCGCGAGAACUACGCGAACGAUUACGCCGGUUGCGGACACUAGGGACCAUGAUAAAGUAGUGGCCAAGUGCAAUUCUUUGAGACCUUUGUCUCUUUGUUAUUAUAUUAUAUGUCUGUUUCUUUGUUUAUGCAUAUACAUAGACUUUUUAUGUGUGGCGAUUGCAUAAUGCGUGUCAUCGUUUGUUU
This is a messenger RNA of Dreissena polymorpha, 1415 nucleotides long. RefSeq lists its product as uncharacterized. The coding region runs from base 506 to 1396 and encodes 296 amino acids. The transcript is spliced from 5 exons. The record is from RefSeq and is a predicted model, not a curated record. Lineage: Eukaryota; Metazoa; Mollusca; Bivalvia; Myida; Dreissenidae.